UAGCAGAAAACGCAUAUGCGGUGGUUAAAUUUUCAAAAUUUUCUCCGUGAGGGUGAGGCCCCCAUACCCCGCGACGAUUGAUUGGUUGUUUGGAAUUCGGGUCAGCCAGGUGGGCUAUAUUGGACCAAGUUGAUGUUCCGUCUUCGUGGACUGUAAACGAAUGAUCUUUUGAUUGGAAUUCGAGUCAGCCAUCUUAAUUAGGCUAUAAUAGACCACUUUGAAGUUGCUUUGUUCACGGGCUGAAAUAGCAGGAAAACGUGUUUGCAGCCGUCAAAAAUGUACCUCUUUCUUUUCGGUGACAUUUUAGACCCUGGCAUUAAAAAUUUUAUCAUUACUGAUCGUCUGAACCGAUUGAAUUUCGUGGGAAAAAUCAAACCAAACACUCGGUCAACCAAAGAACUCCGAAUGCACGGGCCGCUUAUAUCAAGGUAAAGAAAUGUGCAGGACCGUCUCCGAUCUAACGAUCUCCUUUCAUUAACUAACUUUUUUGACUGGAAUUACGGGUACGGUAACUACGUUGGGUAAAAGAUAUGGCUGUUAAUAGUCUUAAACCAUACUGUAUUUUGAAAGCUCUGCACUUACUGAUUACACCUGGAAAUUCAAAUAAAGUCAACUUGGAGGCUGUACUAAGGAAUAAUAUUAAAAAUUUGCAUGAUUAUAUAGAAGAGAAUCCACCUCUGCUCUAUUCUUGGGAAAGUAGUACAUUUUCAUCGCAUAUCAAAGAUACCAGUUUGAGUUGGGAAUUUUCAGCAAAAUGUCUAAAACUCCUAGAUCUCUUACAGAUAUCCUUUAAACGAGCUGAACAAGAAUUUUGCAGUAAAAAAACAAGUAAAAAUCUUACACCAAAUCAAGCACCACCAUUAUCCCCAGAUACAUUAAGUUUUGAACAACAGAAAAAUAUUUUAACAGCAUUACAGUUUAUAGUGUGUCUUACAAUCUGUCCAAACUUACAAGAAGGAGUGGGUCUUCCACUGACAGUGAGAACUGAAUUUCUUGGCAUUUUAGCCACUUUUGUGUCUGAAACAAACAGCAAUCCAGAAACAAAAACAAAUUUUCAAGAAUCACAUUGUAAACUUUUGUUAUGUGCUAAUGUUUUGAUAUCUUGUCUUGACAUUCCUUCUAUUGGUGUUCUCAUUCUAUCAAGACAUCUAAAUGAUUUGCUGGUCAUUAUUUUGCAAUUACGGUUUGGACAACAAAUAUCAAAUAAUUCCUUAAAAAAGGAACCAAAUGUAGGAGAAUUAUCAGCAAACAAUCCAAACAAGGUACCAGAUGAUGAAAAAUUAGAUGAAUCAAAAAGCCAUUCACCUGAUAUUGACAAAUUAUUCACUUUAAAAUCUAAUGAAUUUUGUGAUGCAGCAUUAAAAAGGAUAACAAAUGAUAUCCGUCCAUCGAUGUUUGUGAAAGAAUUGUUGUUACUACAAGGUGGACCCAGAACAAAAAAGCCAGGAUUUCUACCACCUGCUCCAGCAUGGUUACGUAAUGUUUGUGGAAGUCUAUUUAGUGAUAUAUUGCUAAAACCUAAUGGUGUAUUUCAUAUUAUACAUGGUGUUGUGUUAAAUGAAGCUAAUUUACAGUUGCCACAAUCAGCUUUAUCUGAAUGGAGGAAAUUUGAUGCAGUUGCUAAGAUUAUUGCCCACUGUCCAAUGAAGUCAACAUCUCGUGAUGGAUAUUUUAAAAUUAUAAGUCCGCAGGUUGUAAGUUUAUUACAUACCACAGGUGAUGAGAAGAAUAGUAUAUAUUUACGUGUAUGUUAUAAUGUAAUAAAAGAGAUGUAUUUACACAAUCAACAAAUUACCCACCAGUAUAUAAUAAAACCUAUAAUACAACCAUUACUUCACUGUUUAAAUGACAAAGUACCGGUAUCUCAAACACAUAUGUCAUCAUGUCAAAGACACAUCAUUGUUUCUGAAGAUGAGCUUGAGAUGUGUGUCCAAGAUUUACAUAAGAUAUUUGUUUGUGGAGCAGAACCUAUGUCAUCAUUAACCAGUGUAUUAGGAGAUAUUGUACAACCCUUAUUUUCUGUCCUAUGUUUUUGCUCUAAUGGGUGUGCUGCUUUAAGUACAUAUGUUCAUGAAUUGCUGGUGAUAUAUUUUAAAAACUUAAAUAAAAGUGAAGCUUUAGAGAGUUUAGUUGGGCUGGUAUGUGAUCACAGUAACAAUACAACUAAACAGCUCUGUGAUGAUAUUGUAUUUGAAACUGGAGAUCUUGGAGGUGUUCAGAUUAUUUAUCAAAGUAAUGAACAGUUAAAGAGUACCAGUGAAGAUAUAAAAGUGGAAUCAUUAUGUAAUUUGGUAAAAGAUUUACAAGCUGGUGGACUAGCAGGUGACUUUCUACUUUAUCUGUUAAAGAAUUUGACGGAUAUACUCAAAUUAGAAACUGGAACCAUGUCUGGCAGUAGUCAACUUGAAAGUGAGCAGAAGUUAUUAAAUAUUGAAGAUCAACAAGUCCAGCAAAUAGAGAGUAUCCAAAAACGGCUUAUGAUAUUAAAUUUAUUAGCUACACUCUCUAAUUCUCUAGAUUCAUCUUGUAUGCAAAGUAAUGAACAAAUAUUAAAAUUUGUGAAGGCUACAUUAGAACGAGGCAUUGAAGUAUGGAAACAUACAAAAGAUGAUGUGUUUCAUUUAUUUGAAAGUGAAUCUCUGUCUAUGGCCAUGGGUUUACUUACUGCGAUUAUGACAAACCCCAGACAGACUACUACUGAAGAAGAAAAGAUGAAGAUGAAUGAAUUGCUGCCACUGUUAAAUGAGUUAUCAAUACACCACCCAGAAUCUGAGAUUCAAGACAUGGCUACAGAUCUUAGGAUUGCUAUAGCAACAAGAGAAAUAGUUGUAUCUGAUUUAAUGAGGAACAAAACUGCUGAACACAAGCAUUAUGAAAAGUUCUCAAGAGAGAAAACCCAAUCGGUGGAGAAACCUUUAAUCGAGGUUAUUUCUGAGUGUAACACAGAGUCCAAGACUGGAACAUCUACAACAGUUAAAGAAACAUCAGAUUUAAUGAUAUCACAAAGAGUGCAGGAAAAGGCAGACAUGCCAGAAUCACAAAACAGUCACUCUGAUAAACUUUUAAAUUUAAAAACCAAUAAAUUCCUCGAAGACAAUAAUUUGAAUCCUGAUAAAAUCUUGGAGGUUAACAAAUUAACAAAUGAUAAGGUUAAUGAACCACAGACUACAAAACUUGAAGUUUCAAAUUUGAGUCCAAAUUCUAAAUUAGCAGAAGUAUUUGAGGAACUGUGUCAUCCAGAGAUACCUGUCCGAGGUCAUGCUUUACUGACAUUAGUCAAAUUAGUUCAGUCAAAAGAUUUAGAAACAAUUAAUCAUCAAGAUUCUGUUGCUGAAAUAUUUGAAAAUAAUUUGGCCCAUACAGACACCUAUUUGUAUUUACCGUCUGUAAAUGGUCUGGUUGCUAUGGCAGACAUUCUUCCUGAUAAAAUUAUUCCACGAUUAGCUCGCGAAUUUUCUAAUAUCACCGAAAAUAAAUCAACUAUUCAGUCUGAUCUCAAAUUGAAAGUAGGAGAAGCCCUAGUUAAGACAUUAAGGGUGUUGGGUGACAUGAUACCCAAGUAUAAGAGUAUAUUAUUACCUGCUGUACUAUGUGGUGUUAAGGAUUGUGAUCCACUGGUUCGAGCUAGUAGUCUUUCAAAUCUUACAGAAAUAUGUUGUUUGCUGAGAUUUUCAUUGGGAAGUCAUAUUCAUGAGAUAUUGUCAUGUUGUGGUAGUGUUUUAAAGUUUGAUGAAGAUGUUGAAGUCAGGAAAGCAGCUGCCUUAGUUUUUACACAUUUACUCCAGGGUGUUGGAAAAGAGGCAUUUAAGAUAUUGGAUUCUGGUUUAAAAGAUGUCUAUCGUUUAUUGAAAACAGUUAACAUGGUUGAGACUGAUCCAGUUGUUAUAGAUCAUGUUACUCUAGCUUUAAAUGAACUAGAUGAUAUAAUGAGAGAAGCUCUAUUUCCUAAACAAGUUCUAUCUAAAAUGGUUAGAGUUUUAAGUGUUGACUAACUAAAUCAAGUUGUAAUACACAUGGAAAUAUCUUAAAUUGUUAUGAAAUAUUUUUUUAGAGUUUGCAGUGUUUGCACUCACUAUUUCAAAGAUCGCAUGAAUAAUUCCCACAUCCUAUAUGUCUGUCAUCCUGGCAUAGUCGCAAUCCAACCUCUAAUUUUUGCUACAUCUGAUGCAGUAUUGCUUUAUCUGGUCCUUUGAUAGAGUGGUUCAUACUCAAUUUUUUUAACAACAAACACACACUAUUUCGGGAUUAUUUUAACAUUAUAUGAUAAGACUUACCAUAAAAACUUCAUUUAUCAACAAUGGAAGUCUGACAACAUUUGAUUUUUGAGGAUAUAACCAUUUGCAAAUAUGUUAUAAAUGCCUCAAAAUCUACCCGUCUUCCAUAAUCAAGGCAGAUAACUCUUAGUGAGGAUAAGAGUUAUGUCCCUUGGUCGCGGUAAAAAUGGUACGGAUGCCCCUGAAACGAAAAUUUCAUUAUCGCAGUCGGAAAACAUUGUUUAUUUCCUGGCUGCGAAGUAACGGAAUACACUCUAUGAGACGAUUGAAUUGAGUUGUUUUAACAAUAUAUCCACGCCUUCACAUGUCUUAAUAUUAACUGUUUAUAAUGCUACAGUGAAAAUUAAAAUACACGUUUAGCUGGAUAUGAAACCGUCGACGUUUGAAUUGCUUAAAGAUUAGCCAAACAUAUGUAUUAAAAAGAACAGUGCUUUCAUUUCUGUAUACCCACAGCCACUGGGUCUGUUUAAAAUCGCAUGUUAUAUACAGACGGAGCGAGAGAGAGAGACGUCUAUAAAUCUAAUAAUAUAACACUUUAAUGUUAAUCCCAAAGAUAAAUAAAUAUAUUGGGCAGCAUGAUAUUUGUUAUGAAAAAUAAAUUGUCAGAUAAAGUACGAGGAAAAUAAAAUGGCAUGUAAUGCGGAUAGUGAGGGAUAAAGACCUCUAUAAAUCUUAUAAUUUAACACUUUAUUUUUUGUCCCACAGAUAAAUAAAUAUAUCGAGAUUCAGGGAGAUUUGAAUUCGAAUUUGGUAUAGUGGGGAGGGGUAAAUGCAACAUAAAAGAUAAUAUAUUAACAACAAAUUCAAAAUUAGGACCACGUUCUCUCUUGUGGUAUGCUAGCAUUUACACACGAAUAUUUAUGCCGUUAUCUGUUCUAUUUCGUACAAAGCGCUCAAUAACAUUUACCAAAACACAUUUCAUCGUGACCAACGCCCCCUGAAUGAAUAUGUCUGUAUGUUAGAGCUGCAUAUGCUACCGAAUGUUGUCUUUUGCAACAUCAUUAAAUCAUAUACAUGUACUUAAACAGUAUAACCAUAUAUCUGUCUGUUCAGAUAUUUUUUAUAACAAUCAAUGUUAUCAUGUCAGCUAUUAUACCACAGAAAUACAAGUUUCCCAAAGAAGAUUUAAGUUGAAAUUAAAUUAAUCUAUUAAUUGUGUUCUCCUGUACACACAACCUAUUUAAAUUUAAGUUUCUAAAUCUGUUACCUAAUUGUCACCCGAUAACACGAUCUAUAUUUAAAUGUAAUACUUAAGUUGAUAAUAUCCUCUUCUUUGUCAAACAAAAAAUUGUAAAAUUUAAUUAACAAAUAUUAUUCUUGACUAUAUAGUUCCUGGAACAAAAGGAUUUACUACAAACCAAUAAAUAAAAAAGAUGAUCGUUGAAAACGCCAGUUGAUAAUAUCCUCUUCUUUAUCAAACAAUAAAAUGUAAAAUUAAAUUAACAAACAUUGUUCACAAUAUUUCCUGGAACAAAAGGAUUUACAACAAAUUAUUAAAUUAAUAAAUAUGCACAGUUAAAAUGAACCAGAAAACAACCGAAACUGUAAAUAGAAGGUAUUAAAUGAUUAAAACGUAUUCACUUUGUCAGAAUGUCUGUCUGCUGGGGCAUCUGGAAUGAAGAAUAAAAUGGACAUAGAAAUAAAAAAAUAUCAAUUAACUGCAUUUCAUAACCGCUAAGAAAGAGGCAUUGUAAACUUCUUCCGAUUAAGUAGGGUGAGCCAUACAAAUAUUUGUUUCUAAAUUUGCCUUUAAAUUUGGAACAGAACGUUCCUUACCCGCCGAAGAAAAAUAAAAAAGUGAUUUAUCAGAAACUGGCUGAUUCAUGACGUAUCUACGAAAUCGGGGCUGUGCUUUCAAUGCCUCUUUUGUUUCCCCGACUGACGAAAACUUUGAAAGCCCAUCAUCCAUUCCUUCUUUAUUUAUCCAAAGUCCCAUCCCAGCAAUUUCUGCUGUUAGGCGCUCUUUUUUCCUAAUCUCAAGUUGUCCCCUUUCUUUUAAUUUAUCCCUUUUCGCCAAAAGAACCUCUAACCGUUUUCUCUCAAUCUCUUCGCGCCUUUGUCUAAAUUUAGAAAGUUGGUUUUUCGUUAUAAUUCGAGCAUCCAUUAUGACCAAAUUACAUCUAUCAGGAGAAAGAGUUUUAAGCCAUUCGUUAGAUUUAUUCAUUUUAUAUAAAAUGGAUGCUUCCUUGCCAAAAGUAUUAGACGAGGGCGCGAUCCUCAUUAAUCUAUCGAGAUGACUGAACACGGUUUCCGGCAAUUUGUUGUGAGGCAUGGCAGAACCCGAACAUGAAGGAUUAAAGUCAUCUCGAUACUCAAGUAAAAUAUUUGAAAUGUACUUUUUAAACACGACAAAGAGGAUUUUAAAAAAAUGGAUGAGGUUGAAUUAAUAUCAGAAUUAAAAUCUAAUUUUUUUAAGUGAUCAAGGACUGGAUCGUUUUCAAUUUUAAUCAGAGAUUCAAAUGGGUGUGAUUUACCUUCUGCAAAGUCAUGUAAAUUUGCUGUUUCAAAAAAAUCAUGUAAUUUUUUUAUAAAUAUGUUUCAUAUCAAGAGCAUUAAGAGUGUGUUUGCGAGAGAAUCAUGCAAAAUUGAAAAAUAACGGCACAAGUGGGGUCUGGCGAUUUUGACCAAACUUUGCAGUUUUUGUCAUUGGGUACCCCAUAUACCCCACAUGAAAUAUGAGGGUCACCAACCUUGUAGUUACGGAGAACCAGCUAUGGCCAUUUUAGAGUUUAAACACAUCUUUUUUGUGACAAAAAAAUCCCUAAAUUCAAAUAUUUCCCAUAAAUUGCCUAUUGAAUUUUUAUUUUUUAAAUUAUUUUUUUUAUGAAUGAUCUUGUCUACUACUUCAAUAUAUAUGACUAUUAAAUUUUUCCGAAACCAUUUGACGCCAUGAGGAAUUUAUUUUGAGACGUAGUUUUUGCUAUAUGCUAAAACAUAUAAAUUUCAUGAUGCUAUAUCUCACCCACUGCGGGGCCGAGGACAAUUAUAUUAAUAAUGGAAGUUGAGGACUACUAAUACUAUUAUUUAGUUUUGAGAAAAUGACUGGCACGGAUUUCUUUCAUAUUAAAUUUGAUGGUUGAAGAAAAUGACUUCAUUUCUGACAUUAUUUUUCCAAUAAAAUCAUUCAUUGCCUGAAUUAUUAGGCCUGAUAAUGCCCCAUGCAACCGUCUUCCAGUAACCCUAUGUAGGACCGGUACAGAUAAUUCAGGAGUUCCACAAGGAUCAGUCCUUGGCCCUAUCCUUUCUGUAAUGUAUACUAAGAAUUUAGGACAUCUAAUCGAUAAUUGGGUUUCUAGGACGACAUACUUAUGCAGGUGACACACAGCUGAUUGCAAAUUACUCCUUUUCAAAAACUGUUUCAUCCCCUAAUUAUUCUGAAAUCAAAUUGUGUUGACGUGGCAUUAAAGAUAGGAUGACAAGGAAUAUGUUGAAAUUAAAUGUAAUUGAAUAAGUAAAUCAGAAUGUAUUUUAUUUGGCCCAAAUAUACAUCUGAAAAAUACAAGUCCAAAUGAUAUGGUUGUACAAGAUGCAAUACUUGUACCAUGAAACACUGUGAAGAACUUAGGAUGGGAUUCAAUUUAAGCAUGGACAGUCACAUUAGUGAAAUUUGUCGACAAUGUUAUCUUCAGUCCAGGAACAUUGGCCAUAUAAGACAAUUGAUUAGCUACUGUAACAGCUUGUUAGUAGAAACAUCUAGUGCCAAUAUUAAAAAAAAUCUAGUGCCAAUAUUAAAAAAAAUCAACUUGUACAAAAUACCGCAGCUCGAAUUGUUACCAGAUUAUCAAAAUUCUCUCAUAUUACUCCUGCUCUGAAACCACUCAAUAAAUGAAAGAAUCAUCUUCAAAAGUCUGCCUUUGACGUAUCAGUGUGUGAAUAGCUUAGCCAACGCUUAUGCAAAUACAAGUUCCCUCGCGUAAGCUCCGACCGGACACAGCUCCAUCAGUUGUGUUACUCAAGGUGGAAAUUAAAAUCAUUUGGAUACGGAUCGUUCUCGGUAAAUCCGCCUAAACUGUGGACCAAUCGUCCGGAGAUCAUUAAAUCAUCUCAAAUUCUUUCUUGUUUGAAAUCAAAACUUAAAACCCACCUUGUCAUCAGGAUUAAAUAAAUGAAUUUCAUUGUAUGCGCAGUGAAAAUGCCUCUGUGCAUGGCAUACGUGCGCUGUAUAAACGAACAUCAUUAUUAUUAUUUGCUAGGCCGAAGUUAGGUUUGUACUCCAGCAUCCAAGAUGACGGCUGAAAUCAACUAUUUAUUUUCCCGUCUUUUUCCACAAAUAAAAUGAGGUUAUCCGAAAGAUACUACAAUAGCAUAUUCCUGAAGCAAUGGCCUGAGAAAUAUCUCUCUGGCCAUUGCUGGAUUGACUUCUGAUACUUGAUUUUUUAAGGAAGUGUGUCUAUUCUGCAAAAUGACAGUCUUUCAUUUAAUCUGGGUCUUCCAAAACCUUUCGUGAAUCAUGAUGUAACGUUAUGUAAACAUGUUUGGAGCUCUGUUUGAACCCGAAUGAUAUUGUUACGCAGUUGGUUAUUAAUCAGACUAUUGACCAGUCAUAAUUUGCUUUAAU
Molecule: messenger RNA, 8832 nt
Organism: Patella vulgata (common limpet)
Lineage: Eukaryota; Metazoa; Mollusca; Gastropoda; Patellidae
Product: transport and Golgi organization protein 6 homolog
Exons: 17
Coding region: 531-3992 (1153 amino acids)
Biological process (GO): protein secretion
Source: RefSeq, a predicted model, not a curated record